UCAUCCCAGUCUGGCAGACAGCUCUUCCUCUCUGUUGCGUACAAAAUAUUCAAAGUCAACACUUAAAUGCAGGCCACCAAACAUCUCUACUUGUUGAUGCUCUAACCGUAUCUUCGGAUCAGGGGUCUAACGGAUCACAGAAAGGCAAUGCGGGAAGAGAACUCCCCCCCGAUGGACAGCGCUGGCAACAGCGAGGAGGAGACCGAGCGUCAGCUGCCGCGCAGGGGCGCACGGAAAAGGCGGAUAGCGCGGCGGAGCGCCGAUGAAGACGACGAGGCAGAUAUGGAGAGUAGUACCUGUCCGGGGAAGAAAAAGUGCAGGAAAAGUUGUGAGGAAGGGGGUGGGAGCGCGGGUAGCGGCAGCGAGGCCAGCAGCAGCAGCAGCAGCCCAGCGCGUUCUUUCGACGACCUGCAGACGCAGCGCGUCAUGGCCAAUAUCCGCGAGCGGCAACGGACGCAGUCGCUCAACGAGGCGUUUACGUCUCUGCGGAAGAUCAUUCCAACUCUCCCAUCGGACAAACUCAGCAAGAUCCAGACAUUGAAGCUCGCCGCGCGCUACAUCGACUUUCUGUACCAAGUUUUACAGAGUGAUGAGCUGGACGCGCGGGGGACCAGCUGCAGCUACGUGGCGCACGAGCGCCUGAGUUACGCGUUCUCUGUCUGGAGAAUGGGGGGCGCGUGGUCCUUGUCUACUUCAUCCCACUAACUGGAUCAUCCUGCUGGAGAAGUGACAGCAGGAUUUUGCUGACUGGACAGCCAGAGGACAAGGCAGCCCUUCAAAAAGGUCAAGAUUAGGCCCACUCGGCCAUUGUGCUUCAAGGUUCAGAGGACAGAGACCUUUUCCUAAUUCCCUUUGCAUGGACCGUGAUGUUUACAAGGGAGCACUUAAGAAGUGAGGUGAAGGACAUGACUGAACCAAAACCACUGCGACUAUGAAUGUUGUAAAACCAAAAAAACAAGCUCUGGCAAAGUGCUCUGUCUUGAAAAAUGAGAGUGAAACGACAAUCCAUUCCACAUUCCCUGUGACAGUAUUUCACCGAAAUGAAGUAUUUUGUAUUUAUUUUUCUGUACAGUUAUGAAACUUUUUUCCUUUCUCUGAAAUAAAAGCUAUUUAUUUUUUUGGGAAAUACAUCUAAAUGGAAAGCAAUUUUGUGUGUUGCGUAAAUUUGUAAUGUGAUGAUUAAAAAAAGGAAACAUCUUCAUC
This is a messenger RNA of Oryzias latipes (Japanese medaka), 1203 nucleotides long. RefSeq names its product twist family bHLH transcription factor 1a (gene twist1a). Lineage: Eukaryota; Metazoa; Chordata; Actinopteri; Beloniformes; Adrianichthyidae. The record is from RefSeq and is a predicted model, not a curated record. Gene Ontology annotation, molecular function: DNA-binding transcription factor activity, RNA polymerase II-specific; RNA polymerase II transcription regulatory region sequence-specific DNA binding; protein dimerization activity. Gene Ontology annotation, biological process: developmental process; regulation of transcription by RNA polymerase II.